GUGGUUCGCCGGAGAGUUUCGGCUGGCUGACAGUAGAGGGGGAGAAAGAAGAGAAAUGGCGCCUCGGCACUCUACUAGCUGAGACAGUAAUAACGAAAGCGACUGACAAGAGCGACGGGACAGAACCCGUUUAUAAGCGGGGACAGACAGCAAACAUGGUGAACACCAGAAAGAGCUCGGAACGUAAACCCGCCAGUCCCUUCAUCUCGGGUCGGACGAGGUCGUCUCUGAGGAACAACCCAAACUUGGACGAGCACAACAGCCGUAAGGACGCUAGCAGUGAUGUUAACAGCAGUAGCCCACGUUUGUCUCCGCCGUCCAAACGGACGCGCCGACAGACUCCCCCGAGUUCCACUGAUACUUCCCCAAGUCCACAAAGUAAAGGCCAGAGAGCCACCUGGACUAUGUCCAAACACUGUACCAGAUUGUCCACUGGUGCUUUGCAGAAUGGACACAGUCGGAUGAGUUUAAGGGGUGACGCCACGGCAGACGGGGAGCACAGUCGCAUGAACGGUCACGUUGAGCUAAAAAGAAGCCGACGCAUCAGGAAGAGCCAGUUCGCACAUCUCAAUCAGAGCUUACUUUUCGACCAGCUAGUCAACAGUACGGCAGAAGCGGUUCUUCAGGAGAUGGACAACAUCAGCAGCAUACGACAGAACAGAGAAGUGGAGCGCCUCCGCAUGUGGACCGAUACUGAACUGGAAAACAUGGACAUGUACUCCCGCGUGAAGAGAAGGAAAUCGAUGCGGAGGAACACGUUUGGAAUGCAGGCACAUCACAAGGCCAUUAGCAAAUCAAAAGAUCAUGAUGAUGAAGAGGGAACGGAAGAAUCUCACGAAGAGGAAGAGGAUGAAGAUGUGGAGGCAGAUGAUGAUGAAGAUGAUGAAGGAGAUGAGGCAGAAGAGGCCGGGGAGGAGAACGACAGACCGUAUAACCUCAGGCAGCGUAAAACUGUGCAGCGUUAUGAAGCUCCGCCAAUAGAGCCAGUGAACAGGAAGCAAAGCAAGGGCUCUCUGUUCGACACGCACAGAUCUCCUGCGAGAAGAAGCCAUAUUAGAGUCAAGAAACACGCCAUUCACAGCAGUGAAUCGACAUCAUCAUCUGACGAAGAGCGGUUUGAGAGGCGAAAAAGCAAAAGCAUGAGCCGCGCUCGCAACAGGUGUCUACCCAUGAACCUGCGGGCGGAGGAUCUGGCCAGCGGUGUGCUUCGGGAUCGAGUGAAAGUGGGAGCCAGUUUGGCAGAUGUGGAUCCUAUGAAUCUAGACACUUCUGUGAAGUUUGACAGCAUUGGAGGUCUUACCCAUCACAUCCAGUCUUUGAAAGAGAUGGUGGUCUUUCCUCUACUAUAUCCAGAAGUGUUUGAGAAGUUUAAGAUCCAGCCUCCGAGAGGAUGCUUGUUCUAUGGGCCUCCGGGAACGGGGAAGACGCUGGUGGCGCGGGCGUUGGCUAAUGAAUGCAGUCAGGGAGACAGAAAAGUGUCGUUCUUUAUGCGGAAGGGUGCAGACUGCCUCAGCAAAUGGGUGGGAGAGUCUGAGCGACAGCUCCGCCUACUUUUUGACCAGGCAUACCUCAUGAGACCCUCCAUCAUCUUUUUCGAUGAGAUUGAUGGCCUCGCUCCUGUUCGCUCGAGCAGACAGGAUCAAAUUCACAGCUCCAUAGUGUCCACAUUACUGGCAUUGAUGGAUGGUUUGGACAGUAGGGGGGAGAUAGUGGUCAUCGGUGCUACAAAUAGACUCGACUCUAUCGACCCUGCACUCAGGAGGCCCGGACGCUUCGACCGGGAGUUUCUGUUCAACCUGCCCGAUAAAAAGGCUCGUAAGCACAUUCUUGAAAUCCACACCAGGGACUGGAGCCCCAAACUAGCCGUACCUUUCAUCAAUGAGCUCGCGGAGAAAUGUGUCGGCUACUGUGGGGCCGACAUCAAAGCACUUUGCACAGAGGCUGCGCUCGCUGCUUUGCGGCGGCGCUACCCUCAAAUCUACGGCAGCAGCCAGCGGUAUCAGCUGGACGUGGGCUCCAUCGUUUUAGGGCCACAGGACUUUGGUCGUGCUCUCCGCUCCAUUGUACCCGCUGGUCAGAGAGCCCUGGCUCCGCCCGGACAGGCCCUCUCCUGCAUACUGAGGCCGCUGAUGGAGUCCACGUUGGCCCAGACGCUGACCUGCCUGUUACGAGUCUUCCCCCAUGCAGAGCUCCUGCACAGGGAACACACAAAUGAUAGUGACAAUCAUCUGUUGGCGGAAGACUCGUACAGUGAGGAUGAGGAGUGUGUCGGUGCUCCAUCUGUACAUGAACCUCAGUCGGCAUCCCUGAAUAAAAUGGCAUCCUCCACUACCCAUAAACCCUUUCUCCAUUUUACCACUUCUGCCUACCAGCAGCCCACCUCGUACCGGCCCCGGCUGCUGCUGACAGGGUCCCAGGGGGCGGGGCAGAGCACACACCUUGCCCCCGCGGUGCUGCACCACCUGGAAAAGUUCACUGUGCACCGCCUCGACCUUCCCACGCUGUAUUCAGUCAGUGCCAAAACCCCAGAGGAGUCCUGCGCUCAGGUGUUUCGUGAGGCUCGGCGGUGUGUGCCCAGUGUCAUCUACAUGCCUCACAUCAGUGACUGGUGGGAAGCCAUCAGCGAAACCAUCAAGAGCACCUUCCUCACACUUCUGCAGGAUGUGCCCUCCUUCACCCCGCUCCUCAUCCUCGCCACGGCAGAGACUGUCUACCAGCAGCUUCCUGAAGAGCUAAAAUGCAUCUUCAGUCGUUCGUACGGGGAGGUGGUCUGUUUAACCACGCCAGCGGAGGAGGCUCGCCGAAGGUUCUUUUCUGACCUCAUUCUGGUGCAAGCGGCGAAGGCGCCCCCCCGCAGGAGAAAAACAGCCUGUACUCUGAAGGUGCUGACCCUCGCUGAAGACCCCGGCCCCCGGCAGCUCUCUCCAGAGGAGCAGAGGCGACUGGACGAGCAGGAAGAGAACACGCUGCGCGAGCUCCGCCUCUUUCUCAGGGACGUCACCAAGCGGCUCGCCACCGACAAGCGCUUCCAGAUCUUCAGCAAGCCCGUGGACAUUGAGGAGGUGUCAGACUACCUCGAGGUUAUUAAAGAACCUAUGGACAUGUCCGCCAUUAUGAUGAAGAUCGACACUCACAAGUACACUGCCGCCAAGGAUUUUCUCGUGGACAUUGACCUCAUUUGCAGCAACGCGUUAGAAUACAAUCCAGACAAGGACCCGGGAGAUAAAAUCAUUCGGCACAGGGCAUGCAGCCUGAAGGACACGGCACACGCCAUGAUCGCUUCUGAACUGGACCCUGAGUUUGACCGCAUGUGCGAGGAGAUCAAGGAGUCACGCCGGAAGAGAGUCUCUCAGGCCCCACCGCAGCCGCCCGUCACUCCGAGCGUUGUGGUGACCAGGAAGCCCGCGGGAGAGGAGGCGGGGUUAAGCAGUUCUCAUGGUGAUGGAGUGGACAAGCACUGCAGCAAUAACAUGAAGCGCAAAUUGCGGCGACGACCGAUUUGGGGACGGGGCAUCAUUAGGAAGAAAAAGAGUUAUAAAAAAGAAGAAGCGGAAGAUGACGAUGAACCAGAGGAGGAAGAGGGGGCGGAAGACUCGGUCGCGAUGGUGCAGGACGAGUCUUCCUGUGACACCAUGGAGCCUGACAAACAGCCACUCCAGGCCAACGGACAUGUCCUCUCCACAGAGGAGGAGAAUUCCUGUGAGCCCACGGCUUCUCCGGGAGAGGAGGAGGCGGACCGGGCUCUGUCAGUUGGGGCUUCCGUCGGUAAGGGGUCAGCCGUCCCCGUUCUUCAGGAGUGCGUGAAUGGAAAUGAGUCUAUGGACAGCAUUGACAGCGGUAAAGAAACUGAAAGAGGUGGAAAGGAGGUGACGGCAGGUUUGGGGUCUGUCACCGGAGGUGCGGUGGAGCAUAAACCAGCGGAGCAUGAAGAAUCCUCCGGCCCAGAAUGCAAUGCAGAGGAGAACGAAACGCUAGAGGUGGAAACCAUGUGUGAUACAGAGCAUGAAAAAGAAGGAUCAUCAAAAGGGAAGGAAUGUGCUAAAGGUCCAUCAGAAGAGCAACAGUCGCCUGACACGCUCGAGGAAGAUGCACAGAUUCCUCCACCUCCUGCUCUCGUGGUUGACCACCAGCGGCUCAAGGAGCUGCUGGAGCUGGUGGUUUCCAUAAGUGCUGGUUUCAGUGUGGAUCAACUGGAGAGACUUUAUUCUGUGCUCAGUCAGUGUAUUUACCAGCACCGCAGAGACUACGACAAGAGCCGCCUGAUCGAGGCGAUGGAGAGGCAGGUUCAGCAUUUCGAAACAUUCCUGUGAUGAAAAGAGGGCUUUCAGAGAGAAACCCGAUCGAGUAUUUUGAUACACGAGGGAGAGACGAGCCCUUAAUGCAGCGGGGGUCCGGACGUCUCCGUCAACGGUGGGAAAAAAGGUGCAGACAAUUGAAACAAAGGCGAUUUUGGUGCUUAUCUUCUCAGGUACCUGGACAGAACCAGUCUACAGAACCAAACACAAAAACCCCAGUCGGUUUUGUUAUCUUUUUCUUUUCCUUUUUUUGUAAACUCUCAUACACAUGCCAUCGCUGAUGAUCGUUCUUGGUGCUAUUGGGUGCUAUUGUUUUUUCGUCUGCUGCUCCUUGUUCUCAUAAACGAGCAAAGAAAAACACAAACAGUAGAAAAUAAAAGAUUGUGUGAUGUCACGGUGCAACCUCAGCCUCUGUUCACUGGAAGCAAACACACACACACAGUGACACGGAUUCUCACCAGCAGGGGCGAAACGGUAUAAGGAUGGUGUGACACGAACAAGACGUCGAGUGGAAACAAACUAAAGCCAAUCACAUUCUCCCCUCAGCUGUGAUGUCACAACGUGUCAGCAUUGGGAUUAUCAACACUUUGUACCCACAAUGAUAAACAAAGAAAAAACAAAACAAACACAAUUUUGUAAGGGUGUUUAAAAGUGACGUGAUCCUGCAGGAUUUUAUUGUUUUUUUUACUGGAUGUUCAUUGUACGAUUCUGAGGUCUCUGUAUUGUAAACCAACGUUUGAUGUUCUCCUGUUAAGACUCAAAAACUGUCAGAUUAUUACUUUGGUUGUAUAAAAUAGAUCUUUAGGAGAAACAAAUGAGUUUGCAAAUAUUAGAUCCCCUUUAGAAAUGGUUCGAGUUUUUUUUGUUCGAUUUUCUGGUAUAAACUGGAUUUGAAACUAGAUAUCUACAGAUUGCACUGCCUAGCAUGUGCCUUAACCUUUCAAAACGAUUCUUAUAGACUGAAGAACAUCUCCGCUUUUGUCACAAAAAAAACCCCUCUUCUGCAGCUUUCUCACAUAUAUAGAGCUGUUUGUUUUACGGUAAAAAAUAUACAUGUGGCAUGUUUGUGUUCAGUCACUCACCUGUUCUUCAUGGUUUGCGUGGGACAAACUCCAAACUUGUUUUAGCCAGGAAUUCAUCUUUUUAAAAGCACAACAGCUUUGGAGUAGUGUUUAAUGUGAGUGGCAGUCUAGGCGGUGCUGGGGUUUUUGAGCGUAAAGCAUUACUGUUUCUUAUAAAUAUCCUUUUGUUUGCCCUUAACGUGUUUGCAUUGUGCUCACGUUAAAACCAUUUGCAUUAAUAACACGAUUUUAGUUGUAGAGUACCUUUAACAAUGCUCCCCUUUACUGUCUUUGAUUCAUCGCUCUCAUCGCUUUGUAAAGAACGUUGAUCCAAGUUCAAGAUCAUCUUUGACCUUGUCUUGGAUUCGGUGCUAUAAAUGAAAACACUUUUGAAGACAUAUGCAAAAGACACAGAAGACGUGAGUUAGCGCUGGACUACAGCAGUGCAUUUGAGAGACAGAACCACGGCUACCUCAGCAGACAGUUUUCAUGCAGAGAGAGAGAGAGAGAGAGAGAGAGUGAUGGGCUGUUUACUGAUCACCUUUCUAAUAUCUCUACACCCUUGAGAAGUUCAGGCUAAGGUACUAGAUCACCACGCAUCGUAAUCCACCGGGUUUGUUUUUUAUUUUGUUUUUGACUUGUACUGCAUUUGAGCCGAGAAAAGAAAUGGCAUUGUGAUAUUGGUGACAUGUUAUAUACUGUAUAUUUCACUAUUUUACAUUUGCAUCCUAUGAUUUGCUCUCGAUUUGAGUAUUUUCCGGUCGUGUUUGUGAUUUUUUUUGUUGCUUUUGAUUUCUUGCCGUCAGUUCAUCACACAUUCGUUUUUUUUCUCACAAGUCGUCUUGUUUCAUUCUGUAGCCAUUUAAUAUUUAUUAAAUUAUUAAACGACGUCUUUAAAAAGUUCAGCGUGUUCUAAACUCAUGCGAGUUCAACGGACUAAUUGGAAAAUGGAUCCACAGAUUUUAAAAGUGAGAUUUGUGUAGCAGGUUGUUUGUAGCGGGCGUUCAGAAGCGGGGCGUUUCUCAGGUCUCUGCUACAGUAGUGAUCUUAUUUAUUCCGUGAUGAUGGUGGUUACGAUUCAUUUUCAUUGAGUAUUAUCAUAAAGGGCUGUGGAGUUGACAUGCCUGAUGUAAUGUUGGAGAACAUGUUUUUCACCCGAGACGAAACGGGAAGCAUUUGUGAGAUUCAUUCUCAAUUUCUCAUUAGUGUUCACUCAAAAGUACCCUGUUCUUCACUUGCUCGCUUUUUGGAAUUAAAAUGAAAUGUGUGUUUUUCAAUGCCAUGAUAUUGGUCUGAAUUCAAACCGUGAGAACAAAUUUUGUGCUCUUUAGCAUGAUAGCAUUAAUACAUUUUUAGAGCAUAACACUUAAAUUCUGUAUUGGAACGUUGUGGGCAUUAAAGGUUUAUGUUGGUUUAAAUUUGUUUAGUUGAGCUUAGUGUUUUGUUGUAAAAGUCUAUAGAAGAGAAGCAUUUGCUUUAGAAACGAGACCCAUAAAACCCACGUUUCAGUGUAAAUACUGGAUGAAUUGCAUUACAUUUUGGAAAAGGGGUUGCAAAUAAUGAUUUUCAGUAUUUUUAGUUAAUAAUUCUAUGUAAUUGGUAGCUUUAUACCUUUAUUGAUUUACCAGGUUGAGGGUUGUUUUUUUUUACCGGAAUUUGUAUCCCUUUUAUUUUACUAUUAGGCAGCAAAUGAAACCCACAUCUUGUUCUGUCCUUCGCUGCCGUCCUUUUGUGAAAGUCCUGUUGGAAAUGAUAUAUUUACUGUAAUUUCUGAAAUAAACUGCUGUGAUAUACUUGAAUAAAAGGUGCAA
Messenger RNA from Triplophysa rosa, 7167 nucleotides. It is a transcript of the gene atad2b, whose product is annotated as ATPase family AAA domain containing 2B. The coding region runs from base 156 to 4310 and encodes 1384 amino acids. The record is from RefSeq and is a predicted model, not a curated record. Gene Ontology annotation, cellular component: nucleus. The transcript has 28 exons. NCBI's taxonomy places the organism in Eukaryota, Metazoa, Chordata, Actinopteri, Cypriniformes, Nemacheilidae. Gene Ontology annotation, biological process: positive regulation of transcription by RNA polymerase II. Gene Ontology annotation, molecular function: ATP hydrolysis activity; ATP binding; chromatin binding.